Paramormyrops kingsleyae is the source of this 3764-nucleotide messenger RNA. RefSeq names its product thioredoxin-related transmembrane protein 4 (gene tmx4). Lineage: Eukaryota; Metazoa; Chordata; Actinopteri; Osteoglossiformes; Mormyridae. Gene Ontology annotation, molecular function: disulfide oxidoreductase activity. Gene Ontology annotation, cellular component: endomembrane system. The record is from RefSeq and is a predicted model, not a curated record.
UCUAUUUCCUGGUUGCUGGCAAUCAUGUGCACCGUCAACAUGGCGGGGAGAAAAUGGCUCGAAGAAUUGAAAUCGUGGCAAAGGGGCAAAAUGCCCUGCAUGCUGAUGGCGUGCUUUACGGUCACCAUGGCCCUGUUUGCUAAUCCGGUUGUUGGUGACAGCGUGCAGACUGUCGCCGACAGCAACUGGACGGUUAUUCUGCAGGGGCAGUGGAUGCUGGUAUUUUAUGCGCCCUGGUGUCCGGCCUGCCAGCAGAUAAAGGCGGAUUGGGAGGAGUUUGGCAAACGCAGCGAAGCUCUGGGCAUCUCCGUGGGCAAGGUGGACGUCACGCAGCAGCCAGGGCUGAGUGGGCGGUUCCUGGUAACUACGCUUCCAACAAUAUUUCAUGCAAACGACGGAAGUUUUCGCAGAUACUUGUCAUCACGUGCAGUGGAGGAUUUCCAGAGCUACGUUGUCGACAAGAAGUGGGAAGCGGUUGAACCCGUGCCCGAAUGGAAAUCACCUUCCUCUUUUGUCAUGACAAUGAUGUCUGGCCUUUUCCGCCUGUCUGUGUGGAUCAGGCAAAUCCACAGUUACCUGACCGAGACGCUUGGUAUUCCUGUUUGGGGUUCCUAUCUCAUUUUUGCUCUUGUCACCUUGGUCACUGGACUGCUUCUCGGCCUGAUCCUGGUUUUGAUCGCAGACUGCAUUUGCCCGUCAAGGCCGCGGCGCAGAGACAGGAAAUCAGAGGUAGAGGUGAAAGAGGAUGGAUCUGAAGGCGACAUUGAAGAUACUCUUACAGAGGAAAGGCAGUUGUCGGACGCGGAAAACGAGAGCGCAAAGUUAUCAGGAGAGGAGGAGUCUACGGGAGAGGAGGUCUUGCCUUCUGAGGGAGAAGCCGGAGCCGCCGACAUGCAGAUGCCAGAGGGGGCGUCGGAGAGCAUGGUGAGGAAGAGGAAACCACAAGGGGCGGAGCCAAACGAAACCUAAAUACUUAAGCGUCUGCAUUUCUCCAAUCAGAAGUAUAAAGCCUAGAGCUACAAAGUAAAGGACUCAAGAAACCUUAUACUGCAGAAAAAGUGUCCAAUUCAUACAGUGAGUUUAUAGGCCACACCCACUACUCGGUACAUGAUUCUUGUCCAUGAAAUAAUUCAUCUCUGUCUUCUCUCCCCAGCAUUAAAAAAAAAACUCAUGACAUCAAAAGCAUGCAUUAUAAAAAUACUACUGUAUUACUGAAAAGUAACUGUACUUUUGGCUUAAAAUCCUAUAAUCAUUUCAUUUUAAAUGGCGUUUGAAUGGUCUAACAAAACAGGUAUUGUGCUGCUUUUUUAAUGCCAGGGCACAAAGGAAACCAGAGCUCAGAUGCAAAUGAAUAAAUCUUGGCUUGAAGGCAGGAUUAAACAGCCUGUGUUCCUUUUUGCUAUGGAUUGCUUAAAUGUCAUUAAGAAGCAGUGAGAUCUUGAUGUUCUCUGGGAAUCAGCAACUGCUAUUCCUUUACUAAGCUCAACCUUCCUCUCUCCCGACAAGAACAUAACCUUUCAUACAGAAUGAGUCUCAAUGUAACCGUUAGUAAGUAUCAAUAUAUAUAUUCCCGGUAAACUAUUGCCAAUAUGAAUGCCACUGUGCAUUAAGUCAAUGCAAUUGGGUUUCUUCAAUACCAUAAUGGUCACAGUUGAUUGUAACUACAGUAUGUGAUUGUUGUUAUUUCAUUUUUUUUGAGGAAAGUGAUGUACAUCCUGUCUAUGCCAGUUCCAUUUACAUCAGCCCAUGACAAAUGCUGUACUAUAUAAUUCAGGGGUGGGGAACCUCAUCCAUCGAGGGCCGGUGUGGGUGCGGGUUUUUGGGAUGGUCUCUCAAUCAGCCAGGGACAGUGGGCCUCCAGGAUUGGAACCACUGCUUUAUUAUUGGCUGAUUGAGAGGCCGUCCCAAGAACCUGCACCCACAGUGGUUCUCCAUGGAUCAAGUCCCCCACCCCUAGUAUAGUUUAGGUUCUUUAUUGAAAUGAACGAGACAAUUUAUCAUAUUCAUCAUUCUUCAGCAAAAUAUGAGAAUCAUUUCCUAAAUAACUGGCCGACCAAUGGAAAACUUGCUGUAGAGUCUGUCAGGAGCUUCCUGGAAUGAGUACUGAGUACUGAGUACUCUUACAUUUGCCUUGCUCGCUGUUAAUACUAUAAUAUUCAAUUUGCUGCAGACGGCCCAGUACGAGGUCAACAAAAAGUGCCGUGUACCAGCUACUUUAGCCUAGCAUCUGCUGAAUAUUACCGGGGUAACAGUCAGCUGUGUAACAGACCAGCAUCCCGUGUAGUAAAAAUAACCAUUUGUCCGUAAGAGGUGAACUUCCAUCAGGGUUGAAUCACGGCGUGACAUUAUUGACCUUAAAGAGUCCCGACUGGCGCCAUCUGUUUGGAGCCUGUUAGCAUCGUGAGUGUUUUCUGUGCGUGAGAAGGAAGAGAGGAUGAAUAAAAGUGUACCUUUAUGAAACAAUGUGUUUUAGUGACGAUGGUGAGAGUUUGGUUGUGGCAAGUUCAGUUAUGCUUUAUUUUUAUUUUUCAUAUGAGAAAAGGGCUGAGAUCUGGGUAACAUGGCCUUAAAUUUCUAAUUUAUUGCAUUUUAAGUUGGUGAAUUAAUAUUUUCCAAGUUAAGUUUGCUUGCGUGUUUCUUUUACUUGAUUAUAUGGUGUUAAUUUACAUUUCAUUUAUCCUAUUUUUGUAUGAGACCUAUUGUAACGGUAUUUUGGGAGAGUAUUACUUAUGUUUAAGGUGAAGUGAAACUGUGAGAAACAGCAGUAAGGAGGGAAAGUAUGACACAAGUUUCAUGAGUAAACUAAAUCAUGUAAUGUCAGUAAGUUAAAUGUGUGCCCUGUGAUGGGUUUGUGCCCCAUCCUGGGUUAUUCCCUGCCUUGUUCCCAUAGCUUCCAGGAUAGGCCCUGGACUCCCACAAUCCUGUAUAGCAGUUUUUCCCAGUCUGGUCCUUGGGGACUGAUAAACAAUCUAAGUUUCUGCUCCCUUUUGCACCCUCCAGGGAGCAAAAAUGUAGACAGUCUAGGAGGGAGCGAAAACAUGGACAGUCUGAGGGUCCCCAAGGACCGGGUUAGAAAACACUGCUGUAUAGGACAAGCUGUAUAGAAGAAUGAAUCAAAUUUUUCUCGUCUUGCCGGAGAAUACUGUCACUUUGGCUGGACGAGCUAGUUACUUUUAAGAUCUGUGUGUAUUUUUCUAUUCGUCCUUCAUGUUAAACCCCUCUGAUUUUAGCAUUCUGUUUCUUCGACGAGUGUCUUCUGGAAGAUUCUGUGGGAGUAUGUUGCUUGUGAUCCUCAUUCUUUGCCAGCUGCCUUAACACACAAUACAUGUAUCUUGUGCUGCAAAUUCUCCAUGCCAUAGUAACAUUUGUUCUGUACAGGUAGGAUGGGAAAAAAAAAGAUUUGUAUUUAAAGUAUGUGUAGCUAGGGAUUAUCUUGAAUUCAAUGCUUUCUGACUUUAAUUAAAAUAUUUUUUAAACACUGUAGUAUUAUAAAAUAAAUUGUAAUUCUUUAAGCCAUAUCAUAUAUGUGAAUUAAUUUUUUUUUUCUUUCCACAGCAAUAAUUGUUUACGUAAUAAUUGUUACUGUAUUUAUGUAAAUUAUUUGACUUCUGAGUCAGGCAAUUUUUGUUAGAAGAAAAAACAUCAUUCCAAAGCAAAUCUACUCAUCCAGGUACAUCUAGUGGUAUUUCCAUGACUUGUACACACAUUGAGGUGUCAUUUGUAUACAUUAUCCAGAAAAUAAAAAGCAAUGCAUCUCCGCAGCA